UCAGAUUGAGUUCUAUAUAAUAAAACAUAACUUAAGAAUUUUCAUUUUUUACGUAUGAUGGAGGAGGUAGAUAAUAUAAUUAUUCAUUCGUUACGUCAAAUAGGCUGUGGUAUAAAAGAAGAAGUAACAAAUUUAAGCGGUUUUGACACAGAGACUGUAGUAGAAGCAACGGUAAAAUGCUUAGAUACUAUAAGGCCAGGACUUGGAUUACAUACUACUUUGCCACCAAACAUGGCUGCACGUUUUCGUUUAGGCGCAACAUUAGCACAAGCAUGCAUGGACCUUGGAUACAAAGGUGAUAUUGGUUAUCAGACAUUUCUCUAUAGUUCGGAAAAUGAUUUAAGAAGGGUUUUAAUGUUUUUGAUUGAAAAAUUACCUAAGGAAAGUGAUAAGACUUUAAGCGAACCAACCAGUGAAAUCGCUUUGCUAGAAAAAUCUAUAGCAUCGGUUAUAUCACAAAGUUUUUCAAUACCAUGGUUACCACAUUUUUGCCACAAAAAGGGAUUCAGAAACAGAGGAAGGGCAAGUGUACCUUAUGCAUCUGUAAAUAUAGAAGUACCAGUAUCUGAUGUAGAAGAAGAGUAUCAGAAUUACUAUUUACAUUAUAUGCAGCCAGUGCCUAAUCAAAUGCAAACUCAACAAUGUUUUCUACCUUCUAUUCUUUCGCACAAUGCAAGAGCAAUUCAUUCGCAAUCGAUAAAUAUUAGAGAACGUAUUGACUGGUUGAAUGCCCAACAAGAAAAAAUGAUACAUGUAUCAAAUCACAAUCAAUCAUUUAAUAGAGUUACUCUAAAAGAAUCAACAAUAUCUAAGAAUUCUCAAUUGAGUGAGGCUGAUGUUACAACAACCGAUGUUACAACAGCUGAUGUUAUUCAACAAGAAUUUAUUUCUAAGAAAGAAGAGAUACAAGACUUGCAAGUUGAAAAAAUAAAAGAAGAAUGUGAAAAUUUUAAGCAUGAUAUAGAUAGUUUACAAGAAGAAAUUAAAAAGUUAACAGUAAAAGCAACUCAAGUAUCUAUGACUUAUCAAAAUGAGGAAAAGGCAUUAAAAAUUAAUGAAGAACAAAAGAAACUUAAAGCAAGAGCUUAUGAUUUAUAUCAAGAUGGAGAACAAAAUAUACGUAAGCUGGAAGCUACUAUUGAAGCUAUCACAAAUGAAUUAUUACAUUUAGCUAAUCAAUGGGAAAAGUAUAGAAUAUCAUUAAUUCAAGAUUAUCGAGAAGAAAGAGAGAAACAUUCCACAAAAGCAAGCGUAAGCCAAAAGAAGCAGGAUGAAAUUAAAUUACUCAAAGAAAAAGAGAAAGAACUUAAAGAAGAACAUAGGAACAAAAAGCAAUUGUUCUCGCAAUUAGUGGUAGAAGUACAGAAACUUCCGAAAGAAGUUAACAGAUCGGCAUACACUCAACGAAUUUUAGAAAUAAUAAAUAAUGUCAGAAAACAGAGAGACGAAAUUAAUAAAGUUUUGGCAGAUACUCGUGAAAUUCAAAAAGAAAUUAAUACUCUUACUGGACGCUUAGAAAGAUCAUUCACAGUAGUAGAUGAAUUAAUAUUCAGAGAUGCAAGGACAAACGAAGCCUCUAGGAAAGCGUACAAAUUAUUGGCGACAUUACAUUCUGAUUGUAGCGAACUUGUAAGUUUGUUCGAAGAAACAGGUGCUACAAUACGUGAAAUAAGAGAUUUGGAAGAACAGAUCGACACAGAAUCUGCUAAGAAUGUUGGUGCAAACCUGGAAAGAAUAACUGCUGAUUUAAAACAAAUGAAGCAAGAAACAGCUGCAUUAACUGCACAACUCCAAAGUCGAAGUUCAUGAUCACAUUCUAUGUGCGAUAAUAAUACAAAUUAUAGCAUACUCAUAAUCACAUAAAAAUACGAAAAACAAUAUUCGAGUGAAUAUUAUUCAUUAAAUACAAGACUAAAUGGACAAAUACUUUUAUAGUUAUACAAGUCUUGUACACAACUUUAAUAAUUUAGUGUUAUUUAUGGAUGUAUUAAUUAUAAAGGAUGCUGUAUAAAUAUGCUGCAAAAAAUGUGCCUCAGCUUGGAGCACUUGAUAUUUAAAUAAUACAGCUUCCAGCUCCAAAUAUACAAUGGAAAACAGUAUGCACAAGUGCUCAAGAAAUGUUGUUACAAAGCCUAAUCUUUUUUUAGUAUAAAGUUCAAUAGUAUAAACUUUCAUAUUCCUUGUAAGCAUAUAGCUUUGAAAAAAAUUCUAAUAAUUCUUUGUAAUAACUGCUGAAAAAAGUUGUUUUUGAAUAAGCAUGUACAAAUGAUAAUACAUACAAAAUGAAAUGUUA
Messenger RNA from Vespa mandarinia (Asian giant hornet), 2293 nucleotides. Its product is annotated as coiled-coil domain-containing protein 22 homolog. Lineage: Eukaryota; Metazoa; Arthropoda; Insecta; Hymenoptera; Vespidae. The record is from RefSeq and is a predicted model, not a curated record. Gene Ontology annotation, molecular function: cullin family protein binding. Gene Ontology annotation, biological process: positive regulation of ubiquitin-dependent protein catabolic process.